CGUGAUCUUAUAGGAGUAUCGGAACGUGAGCAGACCGUUCUUUAUUAUUUAUUGCACACCAACCGUACAAUAUUUGUCAAGAUCAAAACUGUCCCUUACAUUCGCAGCGGAGUUGAUGGAGUAUUUUAAAUCUCCAGUUCAAGCUUUGAAGUCCUCAAGUAGAGAACAGGUCAUGGUAAACGCUGGAUGCUUCUUGGCAUGCAUUAUGAAAAAAGGUGGCCUGGUAAAGUCAACAUAAUAAUCUUCCAAACAGAAUUGAAAAAUGUAGAAUUCAACGUUAAAAAGAUUUGCGGAUUCACGAAUAUGGUUUUUCAUUGAUCAAUGUUUAGAUGACAGAAAACACGGUAGAAGUGGAGAAAUUAAUAAAAUUCUUGCCCUCAUCAAACGAUAACGAUUCGGACAAAAGAUUGCUCGCAUACAGAAACAUAUGGAGGCGUGUGCAGAAGCUGCUAACCGAAUCUAUUUCCAAAAAUUAUUCUAAUUCUCUGUAGAUAUCUUUGAUCAAUCAUAUUCACAUGCUCAUUUGAUGUUUCAGUUGAAGGGCUAGAAAACCCAUGCGAAGUCGCCCUGACUUAUCGUGAAUGUGUACAUGCGCGCGUGAAUCGUCGACCGUGACCGAACUUUAUAUAAAUUCCGUUCAAGAAUAACCAUACGGCUAGUAGUAAAUAAACAGUAGACGUUUGAUCAAAAGAACAACCUUCUAGUAGUAGAUGAAUAUUCCCUUUAAGGAUUCCUUACUUUAACUCCGUUUAAUGCAGAAUUACGCUGCAUUUACAUAAUAAUAAUAAUAUUUCUAAAAAAUUAUAGAAUACUAGUACUGCCUAUUUAGAACGAGUGUCCAGUUACUAUAAAUUACAUAACAUCUUCAACUAUUAUAAAUACCUGUACGCAGGAAGUCUUAACAAUGCAAACUGAGCCAAACUAGACACAAUUAUAUCAGAUAGAAAUCAGAACCAGCUGCCCGCACCGAUCUUUUGUUUCAACUAAUCGAAAUGAAGCAGCAAAUUAUUUACACAAGCAGGUAUAAGUAGAACUUCGCGUAACAUAGAUUUCAUUUGGUAAGAAGAUCUAGAACAUUCAACAGCCUUUCUUUGUUUGAAGAAUGAAGAACUUUUUACUUGUUUUGUGUCUACUCUGCUGUCACAUAAUCGUAAGCGAAUGUUCAUUACAAGAGGUUGCGGAGAGAUUCGAAAUACCUGUGGUACUGAUGAUUGAAUGUACUGACCGUGCAGGAAUAUCAGAGCCGGAGCUGCUCCAAUAUUUUAGUGAUUCUGAUAUAAGUUUCAAACAUUGGCGUAGGACAGACUUUAUAGGAAAAGUCGGAUGUUUCCUGUUUUGCAUUCAUGAAAAAGAAGGUUUGAUGACAGGAACUAUUAUACAUAUCGAGAAAUUAAUAGGCGCCAUGUCCUCAAUAAUGGAUAUGAAUUCGGAAAAAGGUGUACGUAUGCAAAAAGCUAUGAAAGAAUGUGGAGAAAAUGUUAAAGGGAAACAGGACCCAUGCGAAGUCGCUCUAGUAUUUCGUGAGUGUGUAUAUAGCAUCAUGAGAAGUUAAACGUGAAACAACUUUGUAUGAAUUGUGUUAAUAAAGUAUCGUACGGUUUCUAGUAAAUAAACAACAGACAU
Hylaeus anthracinus is the source of this 1623-nucleotide messenger RNA. It is a transcript of the gene Obp12, whose product is annotated as pheromone-binding protein Gp-9-like. The transcript has 5 exons. Gene Ontology annotation, molecular function: odorant binding. The coding region runs from base 1103 to 1552 and encodes 149 amino acids. The record is from RefSeq and is a predicted model, not a curated record. Lineage: Eukaryota; Metazoa; Arthropoda; Insecta; Hymenoptera; Colletidae.